Molecule: messenger RNA, 4361 nt
Organism: Drosophila obscura
Lineage: Eukaryota; Metazoa; Arthropoda; Insecta; Diptera; Drosophilidae
Gene: Kr-h1
Product: Krueppel homolog 1
Source: RefSeq, a predicted model, not a curated record
AAUCGCCAGCGAGUAGCAAACCCGAAUAGCCACGAACGGCAUACGAACGUCACACGAACGCGUUUAAGACCGUCCGUCUCUCGCUCUCGCAAGCUUUUGCCUGCUCUCGGCGAUCGCUCGACUCGCUCGAAGAGACAUGUUCCUGUUCUAACGGUCUCGGGGUCUCUAACGCAAAACAGCCACAAAAUAUUGUUGGUCAGCGUCAAGUGCAGACGUGUUCGGCGCGACAACAGAAAAGAGAACAUCGGCGCAGCAACGCAGCGGCAGCGGCGACGAUUACGAUUACGAUUCCGAUUCCGACUGAAGAACGCGACAAAGUGAAUCAAGUUCUUGAUGAGAAACACUUGCCGCUUGUCGAUUCGCGGGUUUGGACGCGCGACUCCCACAAAACAAUCGUAACAGUAAUACACACACCCCCUUCCCUAACCAACAAGUGUCUGAAAAAUCGAAAGCAUUUUCAUCAACCGUUAACACAAUCCAACAAGCCAACUUUUUGGAUUACCAACUUUUGCCUUCAAGGAGGAAUAUCAAACUGAAAUUUGUGGAUUUUUCUGUUCAAUUUUAUGAUUCAGCCACAACCAAUAUGGUCUACUAUCCCGCUAACCAGCUGCUCAUAAAAACGGAGCAACCCGCCCAAACGCAAUUCUGCCUGCAGGUGCCGCCCCCAUUGACGGCGACGCCCAGUGCGGGUGGCAUUGGUGGUGCGCCACUGGGCGGACAGCAGGAGCACUAUGAGCUGCUGCAGACGCCGCAGCAGCGACAAAUGCAACUGCAGCAGCAGGCGACGCAGGAACAGCAGCAAUUUGUUAGCUACAGCUAUCAGCUGGCGUUACAGCAGCAGCAGCAUGAAAGUAUUACAACAACAACAACACCCACUGCAGCAGCAGCAGCAGCAGCACCCGCAGCAACAGCAGCAACAGCAGCAGCAGCAGCGCAGCGCAUCAAGACAGAGCCACCGCCAACUGUUAGCUACAGCAGCGCUGCUGGCACUGCUGUCACUGCGCAGCCGCGCAAGCAGAACGGCACGAAACCGCAAUUCAAGUGCGAACAGUGCGGCAUGACAUUCGGCAGCAAAUCGGCGCACACAUCGCACACGAAGUCGCAUGCGAAGAAUGCCGAAAUGGCGCUGCAUGGCGCGGGGGGAGCACCCGGCGCGACAGCGUCACCCAUCGAACUGAACGAAGCGGGUCUGCCGGUGGGCAUACCGAAGAGUCCGACCAUCAAGCCGCUGGCGAAUGUGGCCGCCGGCGCGGAUCCGUAUCAGUGCAAUGUGUGCCAGAAGACAUUCGCAGUGCCCGCGCGACUGAUCCGUCACUAUCGCACCCAUACGGGCGAACGUCCCUUCGAGUGUGAGUUCUGCCACAAGCUGUUCAGCGUCAAGGAGAACCUGCAGGUGCAUCGUCGCAUCCACACCAAGGAGCGGCCGUACAAGUGCGAUGUGUGCGGCAGGGCCUUUGAGCAUUCGGGCAAGCUGCAUCGCCACAUGCGCAUCCAUACGGGCGAACGGCCGCACAAGUGCUCCGUCUGCGAGAAGACGUUCAUCCAGUCCGGCCAACUGGUCAUCCACAUGCGCACGCACACCGGCGAGAAGCCGUACAAGUGCCCGGAGCCGGGCUGCGGCAAGGGAUUCACCUGCUCCAAGCAGCUCAAGGUGCACUCGCGCACGCACACGGGCGAGAAGCCGUAUCACUGUGACAUCUGCUUCCGGGACUUUGGCUACAAUCACGUGCUGAAGCUGCAUCGCGUGCAGCACUACGGAUCCAAGUGCUACAAGUGCACCAUCUGCGACGAGACGUUCAAGAACAAGAAGGAAAUGGAGGCCCACAUCAAGGGGCAUGCCAAUGAGUUACCCGACGAUGAGGCCGAGGCAGCAGGUGUUGCCGCCACCUCCUCCGCGUCGUCGUCCUCCUCGCAGGGCAUCACCAGCAAUUCGGAGAGCAGCAAUAACUCUCCACCAAGCUCUCCGCCAGCAGUGAAGAAGCCACGGCAACCGCGACAGCCGCGUGGAGUCAAGGCGGCCGCCACUGGUGCCGCCCCACUCUCGCCCAGCUCUCCCAGCUCCACGUAUUCGCCAUCCGCCAGCAGUGUGGCCUCACCGCCGCCAUCCACAGUGCAGUAUCUGCCCGCCGCGCCGCUGGACACGGAUGCACUGAGUCGGGACAGUGGCGUCUCCAGUGCCCAGCCCGCCCACAGCAGCUAUGCGGACGAGGAGCUGCCCACGGAUCUGAGCAUGCAGCAGAGUCAGCCGCCAGUGCCGAUGGUCUACCAGCCCUACCCGGCCACGCCCAGUUUAGUUGAACUACAGCCACAGGCGCAGGCCCAGCCCCAGCCCCAGCCCCUGACCAUUAAUCCCGCGCUGCUCGAGGCGGCCAGUAUUGCACGCCAGGAUGAGGAUGACGUUCAUGUGAACGAUGAGGAUGUCCAUGCCGCUGCCUGGCAAAUGAUGCAGCUGCGUCGUGGACACGCUGCUUCACCGCCGCCACCCGAGGCCACAGUGCCGCAGCAGGCAUCGCCACAGCCCACGCUGCAUGUCAGCGAUCUGGCGGCCAACUAUGACGAUACCCACGAGGCCACCGUGCUCAUUGAGCACUUUAAGCGUGGAGAUCUGGCACGCCAUGGCCUGCACAAGGGCUACGCGCCUGUGCCCAAGUAUGAAUCUGCCCUUCCAAAUCCAGACAUUGUGCGCCGCGUGGAGGCAGCCAUUGGUCUGCGCUCCAGCACCGAGUCGCCCGAGCGCAGCUCCUCGCCCGAAAGUGAUUCCCUGAUGAUGGCCGAUCGUAAUGUGAUGACGCUGCCGCUGAGGAAACGCAAACACUACAUGAACAAGGGCGAUGCGUCAUGCCAGGCGGAGAGUGGCCCAGCGACGCUGGGGCCAGCAGCAGCAGAUGGUGGCGUCACAGCGGCCACAUCAACCUCAACGGAUGCCAGCAGCAACAACAACAACAACAACAACAACUCCAAGGUGAUGAGGAUGAGCUCUGUCAUACAGUUUGCCAAGGCCUCGUAGUGGGCCACGGCCACGGCCACUCCCCCCCCCAAAAAAUCAGCAUAAAGACUGUCCAGCAAAUUCUAACUGAAAUUAGUUUUAAUUUUUACCCCACGAGGUUUGGAAUGGAAUUGUUUUCUAGCAGCGAAAAAAGAAAAUGCCAAAAGUAUUAUAAAAAAAAAAACACACACACACAAAAAAUUAAUAAUGAUGAAAAAUUUGUUUUAAAAUUUGUUUUAAAAUUAACACCGUUCUACGUUAUGGUAACGAAUUUUGUUGAAUGUUUGUUUGUUUUUUUUUUUUGUGUAAAGAAAGAGAAUUUUAAUGAAUUAAUUUUUGGCAGAUAUGUAGCAGGGAUGUAUUGUGUAUAUCGUUUAUGUUUUUCACCACACCCCCACACACACACCCCCCCUGUGUUUUCACUUAGUCAAAUUGCAACAAAUUGGCAUUAUCGGUAUUAAGAGUUAGCAUCACUAAUUUUAAGAACGCUAAAACGAGAAUCCAAACAUUAAAAAUACAAAAACCAUAACAUACAAAUAAAAAUAAACACCUAAACAAUAAUAAGCUACGUGCAUGAUUAUCUAUACAAAGAAACAAACAAGUAAAUAUACAUAUAUGUACACAUAAUGAUAAUGAGCGAUAUGUAUGCAACAUAAGGGCCAUAUUGGCACAUAACAUACAUACAAUACAAUACAAUACAAUACAAUACAUAAAUACAUAUAACUAUAAUUCUAAAGACCUAUUUAUUACUGAGAAAUAAAAUAUAUACAUACGAAAAACCUCUGCUCGCCAAAAAAAACGAUGCAACACCGGGAAAGAAGAGGUAGAAGGGAACCAUUUCAAUUGAGUUUGACAUUUUGACAUUUAAUAUAAAGUGAUUUCAAGAUUAUAUUUGAAGUCUAACAAUACCUUUGCAUUGGAAGCUACAAAUCAUUCAGACAAUUUUCUUCUUAAUUUUUUUCUCGGUGUUGCACACCCCACCCAUCAUCCAUCCUCCUGAUCAUCAAUCAAUUCAUUCGCCUCCAUUUAAACACAAUUUGAUAUGCAUUUUAUAUUUUAUAUACAACAUACAUACAUAAUAAUAAUAAUAAUAAUAAUAAUAAUAAAUAUUUAACGAAAGUCAUUGAAUAACAAACUAAAUGCUAAAACGAAAAAUAAAAUUCAAAAAAUAUACAAUACGGAGAAUAUUGAACUGAUAAGCAAGGAGCAAGCAAGAAUAAUUAAGUUAAUAAAAGAAAAGAAAACCUAACAUAACAUUUACCAACAACAACAACAACAACAGCAACAGCAACAAAAUCAAGAAGGAUUUACAUUUGCAACAAUAUAAUUCUAAGUGCGUAAGAUACAUAAUUUUUUGUAAACGCUAAGUUAAUAA